This is a messenger RNA of Brassica napus (rape), 2112 nucleotides long. RefSeq lists its product as uncharacterized. Bases 767 to 1429 code for a protein of 220 amino acids. The record is from RefSeq and is a predicted model, not a curated record. The transcript is spliced from 2 exons. NCBI's taxonomy places the organism in Eukaryota, Viridiplantae, Streptophyta, Magnoliopsida, Brassicales, Brassicaceae.
CACCUGAUUUGAAAGUGGGAUAACUUCUUCAUCCCAACUCCUAUGAGAUUUAUUCAACUUCCUGGUGUUUCUCCUGUUGAGAUGAGCUGAGGAAUAUGAGGAGAGUUGUUCAGGGUUGAAGAGGUUGAGAUGUUGAGUAGAGGAGAAGGAUUGGUCUUAGGGAGAACUGUCCGUACAGGUCCGUACAGGUCCGUACCAUGGCCGUACGGCCGUACAGACGGUAUCGACCAUGCGGUAAAGGAGUGUUACCGCGUGAAGAAGUUACUCGACCAGAUCAUGUUUUACCUCGACCAAAGAAGGCAUAUGACCGUUGAUGGAAAGAGGAGGAGCGUCUCUACAGGCUGGCACAAGCUGGAAGGAUAAGGUUCACUUUUAGAAUAGUGACCACGCGUGUGGAGAGGCUCAUUGGUCCGGUUCAAAGUAAAGGCUACCUUAGCUUUGACCUCACAUGCUUAGUCUCUUCUUAAACCCUAGUAUCACACUCCUAUAUAUUGUAAACACUCUCUCAUAAUAAGAUUAAGCGGAUUAUCUCAUUCUUACUCUAGUCUCUCUCUUGUUCAUCAUGGAUCAUACCUAAUCUUUCCAUUUCGUUCACAAUCUCACCUAAACUUCUCUUAAUCUCUUACCAAACCUCUCUUAAUCUCUCAAUACCUAUUCUACUCUCUAAAAUCUCAUGGUAUCAGAGCCAGGUUGGCUUUGGUAUUGAGAGACCCUAGUUUCUUUCUUUACAUUUGCGAGUUUGUUCUUGUGUGAUAAAGAAGAGGAGAUGGAGACGACCAACUUUAGCAAACUGAUAACGGUUCCGGUUGCACUGAAAGGAGGCUCGAACUACUUGAUGUGGUCUCAGUUGGUGAGGACAACCAUUGGAAGGCUAGGGCUGUGGAACCACAUCACUGAUGAUGGUCCGGAGCCAGUGGCCAAAGAAGAUGAAGAAGAAGGCGACGGGAAGACUCUUGCGGUAGCUGAAGCAAAGAGAUGGGUCCAAGAGGAUUUGAUGGUGCUGUCUGUGCUCCAUGCCUCUCUGGAGCUCCCCAUCCUUGAAGCUUACGUGCACUUUGAGACUCCUAAGCGUCUUUGGGACAUGCUCCAUAAGAGGUAUGGAAACAAGUCCAACAUAAGUCGUGUGUUUGAUCUGAAGCAAACCAUCAGCACCUUGAAGCAAGAUGGAGAAGAUCUCACCAAGCACAUGGGGAAGUUUGGAGCUUUGUGGUCCGAACUUGAGAGUCUUAGACCCAACACAACUGAUGAAGAAUCGCUCAUGGAGAGGAGAGAGCAAGAUCAGGUGUUUGGGCUGCUAAUGACUCUAGAUGAAAGCUACCAGGAUGUGAUUAAACAUAUCCUGAGAUCACCUACUCUCCCAUCCAUGGAGGAGGUAUGCGCACAACUUCAGAAGGAGGAAGGCUCUCUUGGGUUGUUUGGAGGCAAGUAGGGAAUGUCCACGGCUCAGAAAGCGGAAGAGGCGCAAGCAAACAAGGCAGCAUACCGUGGAGAUGGAAGGAAGUAUGAGAAGUAUGAGGGAAGCUGUGAGCAUUGCAAGCGGCAGGGGCAUAAGAAGGGCCAGUGCUGGAUUUUACAUCCACACCUCAGGCCGAGCAAGUUCAACAAGGAUAGAGAAGCUAAGGCUCACCUUUCUGCUGAAGCAAAUGGUGCUGGCUCAUCAGGGGCUAGUCCAAAUGUCAAGGCGGGUGAAAGUGAAGGCAGAGCUCUAACUUCUCAGGAGGUGAUCACCAAGGCUGACUUUGAGGCAUUCAUCCGAGCUCUCAAGGAGUCUGGAUAUUAAGAGCAGUAAGUUGAUUGGGCAAGGAGCAACCAAGGGGGAUCUUUACAUGAUUGAAGACCUUGCACCUAUUUCUAGUUCUUGUUUCUCGUUUAGUUCUGUUUCUUCCUUAAGUACUGAUGCUCUGUGGCAUGCUAGACUAGGCCAUCCAUAUGUUAGGGCUUUAAGCAUUAUGUUACCAGGUGUCAUGUUUAAAAAUAAUGAUUGUGAGGCUUGUAUUUUGGGUAAACACUGUAAGACUGUUUUUCAAAGAUCAUCUACUCUUUAUGCAAACUGCUUUGAUUUAAUUCACUCUGAUGUUUGGACUGCACCUUGCUUAUCUAGGGAUGAUUACA